CAUGGCCAAACCACCGGUCCAAGUCAACUCUAUCUUUCUUCUAUCAAAUUCCAAAUAUAUACCUCUGCUCAGUCUUCUCUACCCCAUCUUCUUCCUUCUUCAUCUCUCUGUCUCUAUAUAUCUUACCUUUUUAGCUUGUAUCUCAAUCUGGAAUCUAAUGAGAAAGCCUUGCUGUGAUAAGCAAGACACCAACAAAGGAGCUUGGUCUAAGCAAGAAGAUCAGAAGCUCAUUGAUUACAUUCGUAAACAUGGAGAAGGUAGCUGGCGAACCCUCCCUCAAUCUGCAGGGCUGCUUCGCUGCGGCAAAAGUUGUAGGCUGAGAUGGAUAAACUACCUUCGGCCUGACCUUAAAAGAGGAAACUUUGCUGAAGAUGAAGAAGACCUUAUCAUCAAGCUUCAUGCACUUCUUGGAAACAGGUGGUCUCUAAUAGCUGGAAGAUUACCUGGACGAACCGACAAUGAAGUAAAGAACUACUGGAAUUCUCAUUUAAGAAGAAAGCUUGUGAACAUGGGAAUUGAUCCAAAUAACCAUCGUUUGAACCGUAAUUUUCCUCGUCUUCAAAACCCACAAGGCUCUUUUAGUGCAACAUCUUCUGAGUUGAAAAGUGAUACCACCAAAACCCGACAUGAUAAUAAUAAUAAUAAUAAUGAACAAGCAUCUGAUGCAGCCAGUUGUUUGGAGGAUAGCCCAAUUGCUUUGCCUGACCUAAACCUUGACCUCACAAUGAGCAUUCCUUCUUCUAGAUCUUUCAAUAUCAGUCCUGAAGCGAAGCAGAAGAUUACUGAAUCUAAUUUAUCAAAGGAACCAGAAUUUGCUGCUAGUUCUCCUACGCUUCUCCUCUUUCAGUAAUUACAUGCUGUUCUUGUAAGGAACAUCCUAGUGAAAUUAAGCUUGUAGGGGAGGAACAUAUAUAUAUAUAUAUAUAGAUAGAUAGAUAUAAAGUUGGGAUCUGUCGUCUAACUGUAGAUCUUUGAUUGUUUGGAAAAAUAUGGCAAUGCAAUAAACAAGGACAAGAAGCCAAAAUGCAACUC
Molecule: messenger RNA, 1032 nt
Organism: Manihot esculenta (cassava)
Lineage: Eukaryota; Viridiplantae; Streptophyta; Magnoliopsida; Malpighiales; Euphorbiaceae
Product: transcription factor MYB8
Exons: 3
Coding region: 2-850 (282 amino acids)
Source: RefSeq, a predicted model, not a curated record